Periconia digitata is the source of this 1314-nucleotide messenger RNA. Lineage: Eukaryota; Fungi; Ascomycota; Dothideomycetes; Pleosporales; Periconiaceae. The record is from the annotation of a GenBank genome assembly.
UUUGGACCAAAAACUAGGCUCAAUCAGGGGUCAAGCGCUUCUCUUCCAUUUAUUACACCUGUUUCCGCACUGCACCGUACUGCCCGGCACUGUACUCGUGGAGAUUUGGCGGAGUCUGUCAGCAGCUUACAUGCGCCAUCCUUGCUCGUUUCUCCCUCAACGACGAAGCGAACAACCCCGGUUUCCAACGUCGUACAAGCCAGACACGACUCCCAUCCGUCUUUCUUCGGCGGGGACAGCGCAUACCGAGUGUCGGACCUACGACCUGGAUACCGAUGUAUUGACACCUCACUUUGCCGCAACACCUGUUACCGCGCCCUCCAGACCAUCCAUCGCCUCUUCUCCCUGCGACACUCACCACUCUCCCCCUCAUUCUCCGGCACUCAACCACUCGCUCAUUCAUUCCACUCGUUCCCAAUCUGCAUAUCGUACUGCUACCAAUCCGAAAGCAUGCCGCCCGACAGCUCUUCUUUCACUCCUCUAAACUUCGACAAUGAGGCUCCUGUGCCCGAGUACAUGGGCUCGUUCACCCUCGCUGCGCCUCCCAAUUCCGAUUUGUGGAGAAAGCCCCCCUCGCGAGACACAUCUACCGCCCCCAUCCUAUAUACUGCCCUACGCACUCCUUUCAUAGCUGCAGAGGUCACCGUCUCGGCAGAUUGGGAGCUCGAAUGGGAUCAAGGUGGUUUGGUGAUAUUUGCAGGCGCUCCGCCAGGUAGGGUUGCUACCUCCAUCGCACCCCAAUCAAACCCUCAUCCCCCGACCGCCGAUAUCAUCCUCAGCGAUAGCACCAAUGUUCCUUCGCCCGCUGUUUCCAUCGCGCCUGCACCCCCGGCUUUGACAGCAACCCCAAAUGCGGGGUUAGCUACGGAAUCUCUUUCUAACGUCGCGCGCGGUCCGCCACCACCAUACAUGCCACCUGCCCCCGCGUCCAAGUGGGUCAAAGUCGGCCUCGAAUUUUGCAAUGGCGCAUGCCACGCAACCUCUGUUGUUGCCACCUCAGACGGUGCCGAUUGGGCCCUUACAACGCUACCACCCCACCAUGCACGCCGUUCUGAUCUGCGAGUCAAGAUUGAAAGGAUUGGAUACGCGCUCUGGAUCUGGUACGAGGAUGACGUUUCGGGGUGGAAGAAGUUGAGAGAGGUGACAUGGUUUUUUUGGGGUGUUGAGGACAAAGCCGUCAGAGUCGGUGUGUAUGCGUCACGGCCUGCAAAUUUCGGGACCAGCAUGUACGAGAGACGCAAUGGGACCAACGGUGCUUUAGGGGGUGGCAUGAGGAAUCUUUGCGUCGACUUUGAGGGGUUGGAAAUCUUUUGA